This is a messenger RNA of Periophthalmus magnuspinnatus, 2864 nucleotides long. Its product is annotated as tripartite motif-containing protein 16-like. Bases 94 to 1404 code for a protein of 436 amino acids. The transcript has 8 exons. The record is from RefSeq and is a predicted model, not a curated record. Gene Ontology annotation, molecular function: zinc ion binding; protein binding. Lineage: Eukaryota; Metazoa; Chordata; Actinopteri; Gobiiformes; Gobiidae.
AGGAGAUGUGCCUGCAGUUUGUGACUGCAAAUGCAAGAUUUUUUCUUUUCCAAAUUCAAGGCCAACAGAAACAAAGGGCUGUUGAUGUGAGACAUGGAGAGGAGCCACACACCCAGACAGAGGAGCAGAGUUGUUGGCGGAGCAGGGGCUGAUCUGUGCUCCAGACACAGCAGUCCUCUCAACACUUACUGCUGCACAGACGAGCAGGUCAUCUGUGCAAUCUGUGCUUCCUCAGAGCACAUGGGACACACCAUUGGCCUGGUGAGAGAGGAGCGCAGGAGGAAACAGGAUGAAGUGAGAACACUAAAGCGGAGAUACCAGGAGCUCCUGCAUGAGAAUACAAAGGCCCAGGUUCAGAAAAAGGCCCGAGAGACAGAAGACUUCUGUGAGGCUGUACUGACCAGAGUCAUUGACCUUCUGCAGACCCAUUACAUGUCCCUACGGCAGUGGGUCCAAGACCAAGAGAGGGCAGCACUGAACACAGUGCUGAAGCAGGGGUCUGUGGAUGUGUCACAGCUUGACCGCCUGACUCACACUGACAGUGAUGUCCACUUCCUCCAGGAUUGGCCUUCUGUCCAUCAGCGCUGUGAGAAAGACCUCACAGAGUUCACAGACAGUCUAUACCUGCCCUUUGAGUUGCUACAAAGUGCUGUCGACUCUCUUGGGGAUCAGCUGAAGGAGUUCUGCAACAAAAGAUUUAUUGCAAUAACAAAUGCCAAUGGAUCUGACCGUCAGGUAUUGGGGACAGAGAAAGAUGAUGUUCAGCAAUCUGAUAUAGAUUCUCAUGAUGUUGAUGAAGUUACCCAUACAGUGGUUGCAAACAUCACAACCAGGGCACACUUUUUACAAUAUGCCUGCGACCUCAGGUUAGACCCCAACACAGCUCAUGAGGACCUGCUUGUGUCCAGAGAUCUCAAAGAGGUGAAAUGGGCUCCCAAGAAUGCGCGGGGUCCUGCUGUGCGUUACCCUGAGCGCUUCCUUAGGAGGCGGCAGCUGUUGUGCAAAGAGGGGCUGCAGGCUGACCGGUGCUAUUAUGAAAUUGAAAUUACCGGGGGAAAAUCUGAGAUUGCUCUGGCUUAUAAAGCCUUAGACCGAAAGUCCUUUAAAAAGUCUGCUUUUGGUGAGAAUGCCAACUCCUGGAGCCUGGACUGUACCCCUACACACUACUCUGUGAGCCACAACGGGGAGAGUGUACAGCUCACCUCUGUCCCGGAGCACAAUCGUAUUGGUGUGUACCUGAAGUUCAGAGAGGGGACUGUGUCCUUCUAUGAGGUCUCUGACACCAUGAAGUUUCUCUACACUAAGGAGGGCAACUUUGGGGAACCACUGUAUCCAGGAUUCUGGAUCGAGGAGAACUGUUGCAUAAAGAUCUGUGACCUUACAAAUGACUCAGGUCAGUCUUAAUGAAGAUGAGAGUGGCCAAAACCUUCUGGAGGAAGAUACUCUAGACAAAACUAAUGUAAGUUUACAAUCCACCUCAUUUUUUUUUUUCUUUUUUGGCCAGAUAUAUUUUUUUGUACAUUACUGAACAAUACACAUUGUUAGAAAGGAAUAAUUUGCAAAGGCAAUUUGACGAAAUCAUGUACCAGCACAUAAAUACCUUUAAUGAAAAUGUUACAUUACACAUUAUUACAGUAUAUAGCAAUGAUUUUUUACAUAAUUUUAUAAUAAUUCUAUGAAACACUUUUUAUCAUUACAGUGUCGGUGUCAUUACUUUAGAGUUUUUAUUGAAACUAAUUGACACGAGCAUUAUUAUAUAUAACACACAGUUUUAUUAUAUUCAUUUAUAAUAAUACAUCAACUAGUGCUGGACAAACCACAAAAUGCACAUAAGGACCCUCACCGCCAGCUCACAUGACUCAUGUGAGAUACACAAGGAUUCUUAAAAAUUCUAUAUUGAUCCCAUAGUAAUAUCCCUGUGAGAAUGUGGCUACUUUAAACUCACAUUCAGUUAUACAGACCCUGACAGCCCUGCUUUGUGUACUGUUCAGUUCACAAUGGACAAACGAUACUGAAUUGUUCAGGAUCAAAUUACACAUUGUAGUAUUUACAAGAUAUACAUUAUUUACACAAAGUUUUUAGUACACACUUUUACAUAGACAAAAGUUAUUUUGAUAAUUAAAGCUCAAGAUUAAGUUCACUGUGCAAACUUUAAACUGUAGCAGUAUUAUUUCACUUGAAAGAUAAACUAAUACAAUUAUUGCAUGCAAGUGACCUGCACCUGAAGUAGAGGACCAAUUUGCUAACUUAAUUAUUUAAUGUUUAUUUAUUCAGUUUUGUAAAUAUUGCUGUAAACCGUUUUUUUUGCAUUGUUGCAUGGGUUUGUCUGCACUGCAAACAAGAGACAAAACGUACUUAAAAUAUUUUGUCCUGGAUGAUAUGCUUAAGAAUAUGUGGCUGCUGUAUCUGUCCUUCAAAGAAGAUACAGCUGAAUUAUAAUCAAGCAGGCCAUAAAAUGCACAAUAGUGACACGACAAAGUUCAGAAAAAGGACACAUCUCCCAGUGCGACAGGUCUUUAUAUACAGUCUAUGGUCCAAAUACACAGCUACAUUAUAGAUCUAUAUACAGUACAUACAGAAUGUACAAGUGCACAGUACAGAUACAUAUGUUACAUAGAAGAGGUAAAAGAAUAUAGCCCUAUGCCUUUUAAAUGUGAAGAUGAGGGGAAAAAAAUGACUCCACUUAAAUUUAAGUGUGAUAUGCAUCACGAUAUUCUGAAGAUGGAUAUUGCUCAUGUUAUUUCUAAAAAAAAAAAAAAAAGCCCAGAUCAGACUUAAGUGCCAUCAUUUGUGUCAUUCAAUAUAUUUAAACAAUGUCUUUGUUAGCUGCACUGAAAGAAGGCAUAGGCUCCAGCUAUGUGUAG